AUGGAAACCAGGAACAGUCCUCCCGAGUCGGUUGAUACACCAGCCGAGGUCUCGGACGAUGCGCCAAAGUUGACCUUCAAACAUGAUCUUCGUUUUUGGUUGGUCUUCGUUGCGCUGUGUGUGACUUCCUUGCUCGCUGCUCUCGAAGGAACUGUCACGUCCACUGCUCUUCCUACCAUUGUCGCUGAUCUUCACAUCGGCGACAAUUACCCAUGGGUGUCCAACGCCUACUUUUUGACUACGGCAUGCUUUCAACCGCUUUACGGACAACUCUCCAAUGUCCUGGGUCGCCGGUAUCCCAUGAUUUUCUCCGUCGUCGUCUUCAUCCUCGGCAGUGGGAUUUGCGGAGGUGCCUCGAGCGCGGCCAUGCUCAUUGCUGGUCGUGCGGUUCAAGGCAUUGGAGGAGGCGGAAUCAAUAUGCUCAUCGAUCUCAUUAUCUGUGACCUGGUCCCCUUGACUCAGCGAGGCGCAUACAUUGGGCUGCUGUUUGUCGUCUUCGCCAUCGGCACAUCACUGGGCCCAUUCAUUGGCGGUGCCAUUGUCAACAACACCAGCUGGCGAUGGGUCUUCUACCUCAAUCUUCCGAUCGGAGGAGUGGGUCUGGUUCUACUGAUCCUCUUCCUGCAAGUGAACUAUAACCGUGAGAUGUCCAUUGGGGAGAAGCUGAAGCGCUUGGAUUACCUCGGAAACAUGCUGCUGAUUGGCGCAAUUGUCUCUAUUCUGAUUGCGCUCAGUUGGGGCGGCACUCGUUAUCCCUGGUCCUCAGGCCACGUCCUCGCACCUCUAAUUAUCGGUCUCCUUGGAAUUCCAGCAUUAGUUCUCUUCCAAGCAACUCCGCUUGUCAAAGAGCCGACCACCCCGUUGCGACUGUUCAGCAACCGCACUUCCGUCAUAGCGUUCUUCAACACCUUCAUGCACGGCCUCCUCAGCUUCUGGAUCUUAUACAUGCUUCCGGUCUACUUCCAGGCCGUCCUGCAAUCCUCGCCCGAGCGCGCCGGUGUACAGCUUCUCCCAACCGUGAUCUCCAUGAUCCCUGUCGCCGGAGUAUCGGGCGCAAUUCUCUCCAAGACAAGCAACUACAAAGCGCUCCACAUCGUCGGCUUUGCCCUCCUCACAAUCGGCCUCGGCACUUUCACAGUGCUAGGCCCCCACUCCUCCACAGCAGCCUGGACGCUGACGCAGAUGGUCGCUGCGUUCGGCGCCGGAACGAUUAUGCCCGUCCUUCUGCCCGCGGUCCAGGCCGGGCUCGAGGAGAAAGACACGGCGACUUCCACGGCACUAUGGGCCUUUGUGCGCAGCUUCGGCAUUAUCUGGGGUCUGUCUGUGCCCGCAGCCAUCUUCAACAAUCAAUUCGACAAGUUUGCCUCGUCGAUCAGCGACAGCUCGGUACGUGACAUGCUUACCGGGGGUAAUGCAUACUCUUACGCCUCGAGUGCGACCAUCAAUGCGCUCCCAAGCCAGGUGCGAGCCGAGACCAUCGACGUGUAUUCCCGCAGUCUGCGGGUGGUGUGGCAGGUCUCCAUCGGUUUUUCGGGGUUGUCAUUUCUUCUCUGCUUCUUGGAGAAGAACAUCAAGUUGCGCUCGCAUUUGGAGACGGAUUACGGGCUGAAAGAGAAGGAAGCAAAGAAGGGUUCGGAUGGAACUUUGCCGCCUGCCUGA
Penicillium egyptiacum is the source of this 1659-nucleotide messenger RNA. Lineage: Eukaryota; Fungi; Ascomycota; Eurotiomycetes; Eurotiales; Aspergillaceae. The record is from the annotation of a GenBank genome assembly.